UCGACAAUGUCGCUGUUGUAAAGUGUCUUCUCACCGACACCCUCGUGAAUAGGUACCAGCACGCAGCGAGAAAGUGAGUCUCUUGUUACCUUAAACGGGUAUCGAUAAAGUUAUCCAAGGGAAAAUUGAUCAGGUAGCAGAAAGGUUGUUUCAGAGUCGCGGAGGAAUACCAGGCUAUAACUGAUCGUGCUUUGGGCACGCCUGCCGACACAGCCGCCCUGAUGGAUCUGAUAAGUUUCGUUAAAAGAGCCAUAGACGGCUCUCUGAAGGACCUGGAGCAACGGCUUUACGAAAUAAUCGAGCACAUCCUCCUCUUAUCCGACUAUCGCGUUCUUGCCGAAAGCGAGAUAAACGUCACCAACACAGCGUUCCAGUGGUACCACAGGAUACCUCAAGUCCUGGACGAGAACGAAGUCAUCGUCGCCAACAAGACCAUAGAGUUCCAGGAGGCACUUAGAGUUAGGUACCGUAGGUUCGAGGACGAGCUGGACUCCUACGCGAAGCAAGUCGACGAAAUCCAGUACUGGGGCGAUAUCGCGGAGGUGUUCAAGUACCAGAAGAGGGCCCAGAAUCUGGAGAGCAGAUUGAUCGCAGCCAUGGAGAAGAUCGACAAGUUCAACGAAGAGGAGGCAUCGUUCGACUGGGAGAUCACGCAAUAUCCGCGGCGCAAGCAGAUCGCAGAUCAGCUGAAACCUUUCAAGCAGCUUUUCGACGCGAUCUGCGACUUCUUGACCAAAUACGACAAGUGGAUGAACUCGAUGGUCGGUACCUACGAUCCCGAGGAUAUCGAUAACGACGUGGGACUCGCGUACAGAACGAUCUACAAACUGGAGAAGACCUUCCAAGAGCCAGACCUGAAGAACCUGGCGAUCAGCGUGCGCGAGAAGAUCGAGGAGUUCCGUGAUCACAUGCCGAUCGUGAGCACGUUGGGCAAUCCAGGGUUAAAGGCUCGCCAUUGGGAGCAAAUUUCGGAGAUCAUUGGCAUUCCCAUGAAAGUGGACGCCGAUUUAACGCUGGCCAAGGUCCUGGAUAUGGGUCUGGGCGCGCUCGUCGAGAAGUUCGUGGGCAUUUCGGAUAACGCGUCGAAGGAAAACACUUUGGAGAAGGCUAUCAAUAAGAUGCAAGAAGACUGGGCCAAUUUAUGCUUCACGGUGAACCCUUUCAAGGACACUGGCACCCACGUCAUUGCGGGGGUUGACGACAUACAGCUGCUUUUGGACGACCACAUCAUCAAGACGGUCACUAUAAAGAACUCGCCCAACAUAAAGCCGUUUGAAAAUAGAAUACUGGUAUGGGAGUUCAAGCUGCACUUGCUGCAAGACAUUCUGGAUCAAUGGUUGCGGGUGCAGGCGAUCUGGAUGUACCUGGAGCCGAUAUUCACGUCUCCGGAUAUCCAGCAGCAAAUGCCAGACGAGGGGAGGAAGUUCUCCGCGGUGGACAAAGCUUGGCGCGACAUCAUGAAGAUCGUUCACUCGGAUCCUCGAGUUCUCUCGGUCAUCGAGAUCGAUAAAAUGCUGGAGAAGCUGAAGAAGAGUUUCGGUCUGCUAGAGGACAUUCAGAAGGGCCUGAACGACUACCUGGAAAAGAAACGGCUAUUUUUCCCCAGGUUCUUCUUCCUCUCCAACGACGAGCUGCUGGAAAUUCUGUCGGAGACCAAGGAUCCCACACGAGUUCAACCGCAUCUGAAGAAGUGUUUCGAGGGUAUACACAGGCUGAAGUUCAACGAGGAUCUCGAAGUGCUCGCGAUGACGUCCACAGAGGACGAAGAGGUGGACCUGGUGGACAUAAUAUCCACUUCAGCCGCCAGAGGACAAGUGGAGAAGUGGCUCAUCGAACUGGAAGCAAUUAUGCGGCGGAGUGUGCGGCAUGUGGUGGACCAGGCGAUACGGGCGUAUCCUACCAAACCGAGGAAAGUCUGGGUGCUGGAGUGGCCUGGACAAACGAUCCUUUGCGUUGGCAAGACGUAUUGGACUUUGGGCAUAGAGGAGGCGAUGUUGCACGGUGUUCAGGGCAUGAACAAGUACUUGGACCAGUGUCAGACGGAGCUGAACGAGAUUAUAUUGAUCAUCAGAGGGAAACUGUCUAAGCAGAAUCGCAUCACCCUGGAGGCUCUCGUCACGCUGGACGUGCACGGCAAGGAUGUGCUCGCAGACCUCUGCGAGGAGAAGGUCAUUAAGAACACCGACUUCAGAUGGCUUUGUCACUUGCGAUACUACUGGCUGGAAGAGAACAUGUGGGCCUACAUGAUCAACUCCUACCAGCGGUACGGCUACGAAUACCUCGGCAAUUCCUCGAGACUGGUGAUCACUCCACUGACGGACCGUUGCUACCGAACCCUCUUCGGCGCUCUCAGUCUCCACCUGGGCGGUGCUCCGGAGGGUCCAGCCGGCACCGGAAAGACGGAAACGACCAAGGAUUUGGCGAAGGCGGUAGCCAAGCAAUGCGUCGUGUUCAACUGCUCCGAGGGACUGGACUACAUGGCUCUAGGGAAGUUCUUCAAAGGUCUGGCAUCCUGCGGUGCCUGGUCCUGCUUCGACGAGUUCAACCGAAUAGACCUGGAGGUCCUGUCUGUAGUCGCGCAGCAGAUCUUGACUAUCCAACGGGCGAUCAACAGUGGCGCGGAAAAAAUGAUCUUCGAGGGAACGGAGAUCUUCUUGGACCCAACCUGCGCUAUCUUCAUCACGAUGAACCCUGGCUACGCUGGCAGGUCCGAGCUACCGGACAAUCUGAAAGCGUUGUUCCGUCCCGUCGCCAUGAUGGUGCCCGAUUACGCGCUGAUCGCCGAGAACACCCUCUACUCGUACGGCUUCUAUAACGGCAGACCCCUCGCCGUGAAGAUCGUCACAGCUUACAAGCUCUGCUCGGAGCAGCUGAGCAGCCAGCCCCAUUACGACUACGGCAUGAGGGCCGUCAAAUCGGUCCUGGUAGCCGCUGGCAACCUGAAACUCAGGUAUCCGGACGAGUCGGAGGACAUUCUGAUGCUGAGGAGUAUCCUGGACGUAAACCUGCCCAAAUUUCUCGUCCACGAUCUACCCUUGUUCGAGGGCAUCGCCUCGGAUCUUUUCCCCGGGGUUGUUCUUCCUGCUCCCGAUUACACCCACCUGAACGCCUGCACGUUCGAUGCAUGCGCCGAGGCGAACAUUCAAUGCACGGACUUCUUUCUGGAGAAGAUACAGCAGAUAUACGAAAUGAUGAUCGUGAGGCACGGAUUCAUGAUCGUCGGGCUCCCGUUCAGUGGCAAGACCUCCGCGUACAGGAUGCUGGCCGAUUGCCUCGGCCUCCUGGAGGACCGCAAAUUGAUGGACGAACACCGGGUGGAGAUAACGGUUAUUAAUCCUAAGGCGAUCACCAUGGGCCAAUUAUACGGGCAAUUCGAUCCGGCGUCGCACGAAUGGAGCGACGGUAUACUAGCUGUCAGCUACAGAGCGUUCGCGACCUCCACCAAUCCGAACAGGAAGUGGCUGGUCUUCGACGGGCCGGUCGACGCCCUGUGGAUCGAGAACAUGAACACCGUGCUGGACGACAACAAAAAGCUCUGCCUGACCUCGGGCGAGAUCAUCCAGCUGGCGCCCACGACCAAUCUGAUCUACGAGCCCAUGGAUCUCGAAGUUGCAUCGCCGGCCACGGUUUCGAGAUGUGGCAUGAUUUAUAUGGAACCAGUCAGCUUGGGCUGGACACCUCUGUUGACCUCCUGGUUGAACACGUUGCCAGACACUUUUACGGAUCACAUCAAACAUCACUUGGACAGCAUGUACACGAGAUUCUGCCCACCUUUGCUGCAUCUAGUUCGGAGAGCGGGAAUUAAGGACUUGAUAACAAUGCCCGACGCCAACCUAGUAAGAUCCGUGAUGUAUCUGUUCGACUGUUUCCUCGACGACUUCCACGACGAGAAGUAUCUCCAAACGUUAUCCGAUUUGGACAUGAGAGCGCAAGUGGAGGGUUGCUUCUUCUUCUCCUGCAUUUGGGCGAUAGGUGGCACCUUGAUGGUGGACUCUCGCGACUCUUUCAGCGAGCUCUUCAGAGCCCUGACGCAGAGGGAGUUCCCCGAGGACGUCAGGGAACGUUUCGACAUUUCCGAGGACACCGCAGACCCGCCGAAACCGUACGUGGUGAACUUGCCGUUAACAGGGAGCGUAUUCGAUUACAAGUACAUCAAAGAGGGCAGAGGCAGAUGGAGGCCGUGGACGGAGGAUCUGGCAGACGUUCCGUCGAUCCCUAGCGACAUGCCCGUGAAUCAGAUCAUCGUCCCAACGAUCGAGACCGCUCGUUACUUUCACCUGUUCAAGCUCCUCAUUUGCCAUCGCAAACCAGUGCUGGUGGUUGGUCCAACGGGGACCGGAAAGUCCGUGUACAUCAUGGAGUUUCUGCUGAAGAACGAUCCGGAGACGUUCAAGCCGAUGUUCGUGAUAUUUUCGGCGCAGACCUCGGCCAAUCAGACCCAGGAGAUCAUCAUGAGUAAACUGGAUAGGAGGAAGAAGGGACUAUACGGAGCUCCGCCAGGGAAACAUUGGGUGGUGUUCGUGGACGACCUUUCCAUGCCACAGAAAGAGGAAUUCGGGGCACAGCCCCCUAUAGAGUUGCUGAGGCAGUGGUUGGACCACUGGACGUGGUACGACUUAAAGGAAAUGGCGCCGAUAGAGCUGGUGGACGUUCAGUUGGUAUGCGCGAUGAAUCCACCGUCCGGUGGCCUCGAUGUUACACCGAGGUUCAAGAGGCACUUCUUCACUCUGGGCAUCUCAGAAUUUUCCGACGAAGUUCUGACCGUUAUAUUCAGCACCAUAGUGUCCUGGCAUCUCAACAGGAGAGAGUUCCCAGACUAUUUCUUGCCUUGCAUCGAGUACAUCGUCUCGGGCACACUGGACGUAUACAAGGAAACCAGGAAGCAUCUUUUGCCCACUCCAGCCAAGUGUCAUUACUUAUUCAACUUGAGGGAUUUCUCGAGGGUGAUCCAGGGCGUGCUGCUGUCCACGCCUGAAACUGUCAGCGACACCGUGGGCAUGUCGCGUUUAUGGGUGCACGAGGUCCUACGCGUGUACGGGGACCGCCUGGUGGACGAUAUGGACAUAAAAUGGCUCGUUAAACAGAUACGAUCGACCGUGUCCUCGUACAUGGACGACGACUUGGAUCGGAUGUUUGAAGAUUUGAUCACAGAGCCGGAGGGUUCGGUGACGUACAUGGAGCUACGAAAUCUGAUCUACUGCGACUUCCAGGACCCUCUGGCAGACAGGAAACUGUACACAGAGGUGGAGAAUUUGGAUGACCUUACCGCCACGGUAGAAGAAUAUCUCGCGGAGUACAACUCUAUUUCAAGGACGCCCAUGAACCUUGUUCUCUUCAGAUUCGCCAUAGAGCACCUCUCGCGGAUCUGUCGGGUGAUGAUGCAGCCGCGCAGUCACGUGCUGCUGAUAGGCGUGGGUGGUUCGGGACGUCAAUCUUUAACGAAACUGGCAGCCCACAUCGCGGAUUACGAGCUCUUCCAGGUGGAGAUGUCCCAGCAAUACGGCGCGUACGAGUGGCACGAGGACGUGAAGAGUAUCCUGAGGAAGAGCGCCGCCAGCGACCUGCACACCGUGUUCUUGUUCAUGGACACACAGAUCAAGGAGGAGACGUUCCUAGAGGACAUCAGUAACCUGCUGAACUCGGGCGAGGUCCCAAACAUAUUCGCCGCCGACGAGCUGUCCGACAUCUGCGAAAAGAUGAGAGUGAUCGAUCGUCAAAGAGACAGAUCCGUGCAGACGGAUGGCAGUCCGGUGGCUCUGUUCAAUUUCUUCGUGCAGACGGUUCGCGAGCAUCUGCACGUAGUCGUGACGAUGUCGCCGAUCGGUGACAAUUUUCGCGUCAGAAUUCGAAAGUUUCCCGCUCUGGUGAACUGUUGCACGAUCGACUGGCUCCAGUCAUGGCCGGAGGACGCUCUACUGGCCGUGGCGACCAAAUUCCUAGGCGAGAUCGACCUGACGAAGAAGGAACGCGACGCCUGCAUCGAGAUGUGCCAGUAUUUCCACACGUCCACCCAGGACCUGUCGCAGGAGUUUUUCAGACGAGCGAAGAGAUACAGCUACGUCACUCCCACGUCGUACCUCGAGCUCAUCAACACGUUCAAGGAUCUCCUCGAGAAGAAGAGGAAGGAGGCGCUCGACGGGAAGGGACGGUACGAGGCGGGCCUGGAAAGGUUGGACAGUACUCACAAGCAAGUGGAGAAGAUGCAAGAGAUUUUAGUCGCCUUGCAACCGAAGCUCCUCGUCGCCGCCAAAGACGUCGAGGCAAUGUUCCUCGACGUUCAAAGACAGAACGACGAGGCCGUCGCUAUCGAGCAAGUCGUCAAGAGCGACGAGGAGGCCGCCUUGGUCGUUGCAGGAGAAGCCGAUGCCAUUCGCGCGGAAUGCGACGCCGACUUGCAAGAAGUGAUGCCGAUACUGAAUGCAGCCAACGCAGCAUUAAACACUUUAACGCCUCAAGACAUCCAGAUAGUGAGGUCCAUGAAGAGACCACCGGCUGGUGUUCGACUAGUCAUGGAAGCUGUUUGCAUCCUCAAGGACGUGAAACCAGAGAAGGUCCAAACCCCGACAGGAGCCGUGGACGACUACUGGAAGGCUUCGCUCCGCGUAUUAAGCGACAUGAGGUUCCUGGAAUCUCUAUUGACGUUCGACAAGGACAACAUCCCGGAGCGAAUCAUGACGAAAAUUCGCACUACGAUCCUAACGAACCCUGACUUCGAUCCAGAGAGGAUCCGACACGUGUCCACGGCCUGCGAGGGUCUCUGUCGAUGGGUGUUCGCGUUGUCGGAGUACGACGUCGUGGCGAAGAUCGUGGCGCCUAAGAAGCAGGCCCUAGCUAAGGCCGAGGCCGAUUACUCGCAGGCGAUGGAGCAACUGAACCUGAAGAGGCUCCAGUUGCAGGAGGUUCGGGACCGUCUGGCGAAGCUGGAAGAGCUGCUGGCUGAGAGGAGGGCGGAGUACCAAGCGAUGACCGACGAGGUGACGGAGUGCGAGGAGAAGCUGAGAAGGGCUAGAGAGCUGAUCGGCGGCCUCGGCGGGGAGUACACCAGAUGGUCGGACACGGCCAAGAUGCUAGGCGAACGUUAUUACAAGCUGACAGGAGACAUACUGAUCGGGUCUGGCGUCGUGGCCUACCUAGGAGUGUUCACCGCGCAGUACAGGCAGCAGCAGAUCGAAAACUGGGUGGAAAUCUGUUCGGAAUUGGACGUGUACUGCACGCAGGACUUCCAGCUCACCCAGGUCCUCGGCGAUCCUGUGUUGAUCAGGUCCUGGAACAUUUUUGGGUUACCCAGCGACCUCUUCUCCGUGGACAACGGCAUCAUCGUCACGAGCUCGAGACGAUGGCCACUGAUGAUCGACCCUCAGGGACAGGCCAACAAAUGGGUGAAAAACAUGGAAAAGGAGGCCAACAUCAACGUGAUCAGGUUGUCCCAGAGCGAUUAUAUGAGGGUUCUGGAGAAUGCUGUCCAGUUUGGACAGCCAGUUUUACUGGAGAAUGUCGGCGAAGAGCUGGACGCUGCUCUGGAGCCUCUCUUGAUGAAACAGACGUUCAGGUCUGGCGGUACCGUGUGCAUCAAGAUCGGGGAUUCUAUUAUUCAGUACUCCGACAACUUUCGGUUCUAUAUCACGACCAAGUUACGCAAUCCUCAUUAUUUACCUGAAGUCGCGGUGAAGGUUACCUUGCUGAAUUUCAUGAUCACGCCCAUCGGCCUCGAGGAUCAGCUUCUGGGGAUUGUCGUGGCGAAGGAGAGGCCGGAUCUCGAGUCUGAGAAGAAUCAGCUGAUCGUUCAGGGGGCUGCUAAUAAAAAGAUGCUGAAGGAGAUAGAGGAUCGGAUCCUGGAGGUUCUGUCGACCUCCGAGAAGAACAUCCUCGAAGACGAGACCGCGAUCAGUGUUCUGAGCUCGUCGAAGCUUCUUUCAGACGAGAUCGUCGCGAAGCAAACCGCUGCUGAGAUCACGGAAAUGUCCAUCGACGAAGCGAGAUUAAAAUACACUCCCAUAGCCGUCUACAGCACUGUCCUCUUCUUCACGAUCGCUGUUCUGGCGAACAUCGAUCCCAUGUACCAGUACUCGUUGGUCUGGUUCGUGAAUCUCUUCAGGAACACCAUCGACAACACGGAUCCCGUCGAGGACAUACAGCAACGACUGAAGGAUCUCACGAGAGAAUUUACCCGCUCGUUGUACGUGAACAUAUGUCGCUCGCUGUUCGAGAAGGACAAGCUUUUGUUCUCGCUGCUGCUUUCGGUGAACCUGCUGAACAAGAAGGGGGAAAUAUCGAUGCCCCAAUGGAUGUUUCUGUUGACUGGCGGCGUAGGCCUCGAGAAUCCUUUCGCAAAUCCCACGAAUUGGCUACCCUCGAAAUCCUGGGACGAGCUGUGUCGCUUGGACAGCGUGCCUGGGUUUCAGGGCUUCAAAGAUUCUUUCGCGAGAAACAUAGACGCUUGGAAGGUCGUCUUUGAUCAUAUGGAGCCUCACACUUUACAUUUCCCAGCGCCUUACGACGCAGCUACCCCUUUUGAGAGAAUGCUCGUGUUGCGUUGUAUCCGCCCUGACAAAGUCUUGCCUGGCGCUCAGCAAUUUGUGGAAGAACAAUUGGGUCGCCGCUACAUCGAGGUGCCGCCCUUCGAUUUGCUGUCUUCCUUCUCGGACUCUUACUCCUGCAUCCCUCUCAUAUUCGUCCUGACGCCCGGCGCCGACCCCAUGGCGAUUCUACUGAAAUUCGCCGACGACCAAGGCUUCGGCACCAACAGAUUGUUCUCCCUGUCUUUGGGUCAAGGACAGGGCGUUAUCGCCACGCAACUGAUCGACGAGGGAGUGAAGAACGGCACCUGGGUGGUCCUGCAGAAUUGUCACCUCGCCAAGAGCUUCAUGCCAGAGCUGGAAAAGAUUUGCGAGACUUUCACUCCAGAGACGGUGCACCCAGAUUUUCGAUUAUGGCUGACCAGUUAUCCCGUGGACCACUUCCCAGUCAGCGUUCUCCAGAACGGCGUUAAAAUGACCAACGAGCCACCGAAAGGGUUGCGCGCAAACAUAAUCAGAUCUUUCUUGCAGGACCCGAUAUGCGACGAGGAGUUCUUCGAAACGUCGAAGCAGAGCGAGACUUUCAAGAAACUUCUCUUCGCUCUGUGCUUUUUCCACGCGAUCAUCCAGGAACGGAGACAGUUCGGUCCGAUUGGUUGGAACAAUCAGUACGAGUUCAACGAGACCGAUCUGCGUAUCAGUGCGUUGCAGCUGAAGAUCUUCUUGGAUCAGUACGACGAUGUGCAGUUCACUGCCUUGAAGUACUUGACAGGCGAAUGCAAUUACGGCGGACGCGUGACAGACGAAUGGGACAGGAGAACUUUGAUCACCAUCCUGGCGAGAUUCUACUGUCCGGAGCUCAUCGCGCAGGAGAGAUACUUGUUCGAUCCGAGCGGCGUGUACUAUGUGCCCCCAGUCAAGGAUCACAGCGAGUUUCUGGAUUACGUUAAGUCUUUUCCGAUGGCCACUGCGCCCAGUGUCUUCGGGAUGAACGAGAACGCUGACAUCAUCAAGGAUCAGCAGGAGACCACGCUGAUGUUGUCGUCGAUAUUGCUCACCCAGGACACCGGUGGAACGGAAACAGACACAGGGAAAUCGCCCGACGAGACCGUCUACGGGGUGGCGUCUGAUAUUCUGUCAAAGUUGCCGAAGGACUUCGAUCUCGUCGCGGCACUCGAGAAGUAUCCGACGUUAUAUAAUCAAAGCAUGAACACGGUGCUGGUCCAGGAAAUGGGAAGAUUCAACAAGCUUCUGCAAACGAUCAGGAAUAGCCUCAUAAAUGUUCAAAGAGCGAUCAAAGGUCUGGUGAUCAUGAACUCGGACCUCGAGGAAGUCUACGUAUCGAUAAUUACCGGGAGGAUACCGAAGAUGUGGAUGAGGAACUCCUAUCCCUCCAUGAAGCCGUUGGGUAGCUACGUUCAGGAUUUCUUGAAGAGGCUGGCGUUCCUUCAGUUGUGGUACGACGAGGGACCACCAACGUCCUUCUGGAUCUCUGGUUUCUACUUCACCCAGGCGUUUCUCACCGGGGCGCGUCAGAAUUAUGCGAGGAAAUACUCGAUCCCCAUAGAUCUCCUCAUCUACGAUUUCAUGCCUCUGAAACAAACUGUAUUCCCCGAGCCGCCAGCCGACGGUGUUUACAUUUACGGUCUCUUCCUAGACGGUGCCCGUUUCAACAUGAAAACGAUGAAGCUCGACGAGUCCCUGCCAAAGAUUCUGUACGAUGACGUUCCCUACAUCUGGCUGAUACCGGCGAAAAGGGACGAAGUACCGGAGAAGCACACGUACACUUGUCCCGUGUACAAAACCGCGGAGAGGAAGGGCGUUCUGUCGACGACUGGCCACUCGACGAACUUCGUAAUCGCCAUAUGGCUCCCGACGGAGCAUCCGCCGGAGCACUGGAUUCUGCGAGGCGUAGCUAUGCUCUGUCAAUUGUCCGAUUAAACCAAUUAUUACGUACAUCGCGAGCUGCGAUUACUCUACGUGGAUCGUUCUGGUCAGGAUAGUUCGAAAAGAUUCAUUCUAUCUCUGUCUCAAUCUUGACCUUCCGCGAAUUAGGUAUUAUCGAAAUAUCGAGUGGAUAAAGGAGUAUACGUUGUGAAAUGAAUAGUAUUCUCGUGAAAACGUAUAAAUUUGGAAAGUUCAGUCUGAUCCAUAUAGU
Hylaeus anthracinus is the source of this 10674-nucleotide messenger RNA. It is a transcript of the gene Dhc36C, whose product is annotated as dynein axonemal heavy chain 7. Gene Ontology annotation, cellular component: dynein complex. Gene Ontology annotation, molecular function: minus-end-directed microtubule motor activity; ATP binding; ATP hydrolysis activity. The record is from RefSeq and is a predicted model, not a curated record. NCBI's taxonomy places the organism in Eukaryota, Metazoa, Arthropoda, Insecta, Hymenoptera, Colletidae. Gene Ontology annotation, biological process: microtubule-based movement. Bases 222 to 10457 code for a protein of 3411 amino acids. The transcript has 27 exons.